AUGGUUCGAGUAGAAAACACAACGUCAGCAGAAUUUAGCGUUGGAAGGGGAGUGCGCCAGGGCUGCAUACUGUCGCCUCUCCUGUUUAACGUGUAUUCAGAACAUCUAUUCAAGGAAGCAUUGGAUGAUACAGAGGACGGACUUGUAGUAAAUGGUCAAAUUAUAAACAACUUGAGAUAUGCGGAUGAUACCGUUCUUGUGGCCGACACUGCCGAGGGGCUUCAGAGACUUGUGGACCGAGUGGUGACUGCAUGCGAAGGAUACGGGGAAAAUAGAGGGUCGACGAUCGGCAGGACGCAGACGAAUAUCGUGGCUGCGGAACCUACGUGCAUGGACUGGAAUGACAUCAACAGCCCUAUUCAGAUCCGCAGUAAACAAAGUAAUAUGGACCAACGUGAUAGCCAACGUACACAGAGGACCGGCACUUUAAGAAGAGAAGAAGAUAGAGUAGACGACCAUUUUCUUUAA
This is a messenger RNA of Cylas formicarius (sweet potato weevil), 468 nucleotides long. RefSeq lists its product as uncharacterized. The transcript is spliced from 2 exons. The record is from RefSeq and is a predicted model, not a curated record. NCBI's taxonomy places the organism in Eukaryota, Metazoa, Arthropoda, Insecta, Coleoptera, Brentidae. The coding region runs from base 1 to 468 and encodes 155 amino acids.